AUGGCGAUCCAAAAAAAGCACGGUAAAGGUCGUUUGGAUAAGUGGUAUCGCCUUGCGAAAGAAAAGGGAUACCGAGCAAGAGCUGCUUUUAAAUUGAUCCAGCUAAACAAGAAGUAUGGUUUCUUGGAAAAGAGCAAAGUCCUUCUGGAUCUUUGCGCGGCUCCGGGCUCGUGGUGUCAAGUAGCGGCAGAGUGUAUGCCCACUCAGAGCAUCAUUAUCGGUGUCGAUCUCGCCCCAAUCAAGCCAAUUCCUCGAGUCAUUACCUUUCAAAGCGAUAUUACAACAGAAAAGUGUCGCGCGACGAUCAGACAACAUUUGAAGCACUGGAAGGCAGACACUGUUCUUCACGACGGAGCUCCAAAUGUUGGUACAGCGUGGGUUCAGGACGCUUUCUCCCAGGCGGAGUUGGUCUUGCAGUCGAUGAAGUUGGCCACGGAGUUCCUGGUAGAGGGUGGUACCUUUGUCACCAAGGUCUUCAGAUCGAAGGACUACAAUCCUCUGCUCUGGGUUUUCAAGCAGCUCUUCACGUCUGUGGAAGCGACAAAGCCUCCUUCUUCCCGAAAUGUUUCCGCAGAAAUCUUCGUCGUCUGCCGUGGAUUCAAGGCUCCAAAACGCAUUGACCCCAAAUUCCUCGACCCCAAGCAUGUUUUUGCAGAAUUGACAGAUUCUACGCCAAAUAACGAAGCGCGUGUAUUCAAUCCGGAGAAGAAGAAGCGGAAGAGAGAAGGCUACGAAGAGGGUGAUUACACACAGUUCAAGGAAAUACCGGUCACGGAGUUCAUCAAUACCACUGAUCCGAUCGCGAUUCUCGGUACUUAUAAUAAGCUCAGCUUCGAACAAUCUCCAGGGGGAGAUCUUGCAUUGGCGACAUUGAACAGACUGGAAGAGACCACGGACGAGAUUCGAACCUGCUGUGAGGAUUUGAAGAUUCUAGGCAAAAAAGAAUUUCGGAGCCUACUCCGAUGGCGCUUAAAGGUACGUGAAAAGUUUGGGCUUGUAGUCAAAAAAGGGCAAGCCAAGGCCGAUGAACCUGAGGAGGUCGCAGAGGUAGCUCCCAUGGAUGAGGAGUUGGCCAUCCAGGAAGAGCUACAACGUCUCCAGGAGAAAGAGAGCGCCAAGCGCAAGAAGGAAAGGCGCAAAGAGAAUGAGAAGAAGCGCAAAGAAAUAAUACGCAUGCAAAUGCAUAUGACAACCCCUAUGGACAUUGGCAUGGAGCAACUUGGGCCCGGUGGCGACGACGCAACUUUCUCCUUGAAGCGAGUGGAAAGAGAUGGGGCAAGGGAUGUCAUUGCGUCUGGAAAGCUAGCGGAAAUUGAGAGUGACAGUGAGGACGAUCAAACGGAAUCUGAUUACGACGAAAGCGAUGACGAAGGCGACCGAUUGGAGAGGGAACUCGAUUCAUUGUACGAACAGUACCAGGAGCGCAGAGAAGAUCGGGACUCCAAAGUGCGGGCAAAGAAAGCGCGAAAAGACUACGAGGCGGAAGAAUGGGACGGCUUCUCAGACUCUGACAAGGAAGACGAUGAGGAAUCGGAGGAAGACGGCGCGUCCCAAGCGGUGGUCAAGCCAGCACCUCCUAAUUCGGGAACACUCUCCAGCAAGGCCGCGAUGUUCUUCGAUCAAGACAUUUUCCAGGGUCUAGGUGAUGUCGACGACGUUGAGGACGAGGACAGCGCAAUCGAAAUGCAGGAGGACGACAAAUCCGCUAAGAAGGGCUCUGCUUUGGAGAAAAAAGCACCCAAGGAGGCAAAGAAAAAGGCGCAGGCCCCUGAGGACUUUUCAGAUAGCGACCCUGAAGAGCCUGACGACCCACGAAAGAAGAACGGCCAACUCGAUAUCGAUAUCAUUACCGCAGAGGCCAUGGCACUUGCCCAGCAAAUGGCCACCGGUGAAAAGAAGUCCCAGGACAUUAUUGAUGACGGCUUCAAUCGGUACACCUUCCGGGAUGUUGACGGUCUCCCCGAAUGGUUCCUCGACGACGAAAACAAGCAUUCUAAGCCCCAACGGCCUAUCACGAAAGCGGCUGCAGCCGCAAUCAAGGAAAAGCUGCGUGCCAUCAAUGCUCGGCCCAUCAAGAAGGUGAUGGAGGCUAAGGGCCGUAAAAAGAUGAAGGCAGCUCAGAGACUCGAGAAACUGCGCAAAAAGUCUGCUUUGCUGGCAGAUGACGAAGCGCUCAGCGAAAGGGACAAGUCGCAGGCCAUUGCGAAGUUGAUGAGCAAAGCGGUCAAGAAGAAACCCAAGCAGCAGGUGAAGUUGGUUGUUGCUAGGGGAGCCAACAGAGGUAUCUCCGGUCGUCCACGCGGAGUGAAGGGCAAAUACAAGAUUGUGGACUCGCGCAUGAAGAAGGAUAUCCGGGCUCAAAAGAGAUUGGCGAAGAAGAAGAAAUAG
Aspergillus fumigatus Af293 is the source of this 2388-nucleotide messenger RNA. RefSeq names its product rRNA methyltransferase spb1 (gene spb1). The record is from RefSeq and is a predicted model, not a curated record. Lineage: Eukaryota; Fungi; Ascomycota; Eurotiomycetes; Eurotiales; Aspergillaceae. Gene Ontology annotation, molecular function: rRNA (guanine) methyltransferase activity; rRNA (uridine-2'-O-ribose)-methyltransferase activity. Gene Ontology annotation, cellular component: nucleolus; preribosome, large subunit precursor; nucleus. Gene Ontology annotation, biological process: rRNA methylation; maturation of LSU-rRNA from tricistronic rRNA transcript (SSU-rRNA, 5.8S rRNA, LSU-rRNA); maturation of 5.8S rRNA from tricistronic rRNA transcript (SSU-rRNA, 5.8S rRNA, LSU-rRNA).